This is a messenger RNA of Felis catus (domestic cat), 8884 nucleotides long. RefSeq names its product tigger transposable element-derived protein 1-like (gene CENPBD2). The coding region runs from base 801 to 2789 and encodes 662 amino acids. The transcript is spliced from 5 exons. Gene Ontology annotation, molecular function: DNA binding. NCBI's taxonomy places the organism in Eukaryota, Metazoa, Chordata, Mammalia, Carnivora, Felidae. The record is from RefSeq and is a predicted model, not a curated record. Gene Ontology annotation, cellular component: nucleus.
CGGCCUUGAACCCACAAAGUAAGAUCAUGACCUGAGCUGAAGUCAGACACUUAACGGAUUGAGCCACCCAGUCACCCCUCAGUGUCCUUUAUUUCUUUCACCCUUUCUGUUCUUUCUCAUCUUCCCGGAACCACCUAUAUCAUCCUGCUAGUUCCCUCCAUGAGGUAAAUAACUGUUUGCCAUGUACUCCUUGAGUUUAUUUUUAACUUAAAAAAAAAAAAAAAAAGGAUUUGACAGUCUGAGCGGAAUUAAUUCUCCAGGAUGGGGAACAAACUGGGAGAAAGAGGUGACAAAGCUAGGAAUGGAAGGAGGUAGGGAGGAUAAUGGAAAGAAAGCAGGCGGCGGGAAAAAUUCGAGAGAAAUUAAACAGAAAGCAAGUCAGCUUUGGGUAGAGACAGCCAACGGCGCCCCCGCCUGGGCUCUGCGCGCAACAUCCUCGUCGUCGAACUACAUUUCCCGGCUGGUCUGCGAGCGCGGGGCGCAGGGCCUAGAGCGCCGUCGGGGACUGGCCCUGCGCGGACUAGUCCAAUCUCGAUAGUCGCCGGCAAUCUUCCGCCUCCGCCGACAACAUGGAGGCUGAGCUCGGCCGCCCCUGGGAAGAGGCGCUGUAAGGCAGGAGAUGGGGAAGAGCCGCAGCCCCAGCCGCCCAGCCGAAGCAGCCGGCCCGCGUCGCGGUCCGGAGGCAGAAGCAGGUGUGGCAGGAGAGGCCAAGAGGCUGCCCUUGUGGGCACACUGGUAGCUACUGUGGAAACUGGCAGUGCGGAGAGGCUUCAUCAAGGUGUGUGGCUCAGGGAGGCGGAAUGAAGACAACUUCCCGCCUGCAGGUGUCGGGGAAGGCACCCCUUGGUGGGAUUGGCCUCCGCCACAGUGCCAAGCGGGACCGAAAGUCCAUCACCCUGCAUAUGAAGUUAGAGGUGCUUCGGAGGUUUGAGGAAGGUGAGAAGUUGACUCAGAUUGCCCGGGCCUUGGGGCUGGCCACCUCUACCGUCGCCUCAAUCCGUGUCAACAAGGACAAGAUCCGGGCCAAUUCCCAGGCAGCCACACCUGUCAGUGCCACGCAGCUGACCCGCUGCCGGGGUGUGGUGAUGGGCCAUAUGGAACGCUUGCUGAGCCUAUGGAUUGAGGAGCAAAAGCGGCAGAACCUGCCCAUCAGCACACUGCUCAUCCAGGACAAGGCACGACGGCUCUUUGUGCAGCUGCAGCAUGAGCAGGGCAGUGGCACUCAGGCUGAGACCUUCGGGGCCAGUAACGGCUGGUUUGCCCGAUUCAAGGCUCGAAACAAUGUGCUUUUGACAGAUGAGCCAGCUGUGGCUGACACCCAGGCUGCUGCCCACUAUCCCCCAGUGCUGCGCACCAUUCUGGAGGAGGGCUGUUACUCACCACACCAAGUUUUCAACGUGGAUGAGACAGGCCUGUUCUGGAAGCGGCUGCCAGAGCGCAUGUUGCUGGCACUGGAGGGGGCAGCCGGGCCUGGCCUCAAGGCCUCUAAGGACCACUUGACCCUGCUGCUUGGUGGCAACGCAGCUGGUGACUUUAAACUGAAGCCUCUGCUAGUGUACCCCUCGGAGAAUCCACGUGCCCUCAAGGGCUGCUCCAAGGCCAGCCUUCCUGUGGUCUGGCGCUCCAACCGCAAUGACUGGCUGACACCCAGCAUCUUCCAGGAGUGGUUUACUGGCUGCUUCUGUCCUGCUGUAGAGAGCUACUGUGCCAGCCAUGGCCUCCCACACCGUGCCCUAUUGCUCCUGGAUGGUGCACCCUGCCACCCUGCUCACCUGGGUGGCCUCUCAGCGCACGUGAGGGUUGAGUUCCUGCCCAAGAACACAUCGGCCCUGAUCCAGCCCAUGAACCAGGGUGUCAUUGCCACAUUCAAGGCCUAUUACCUGCGCCGCACGCUCAGCCAGCUGGUCCAGGAGACGACUGGUGAAGACCGACCCUCUGUGCAGGAGUUCUGGCGCAGCUAUACUGUCGUGACUGCUGUGGACAAUAUAGCUGAAGCCUGGGCAGAGCUGCAGCCUGCCACCAUGAACAGCGCCUGGAGGAAGCUCUGGCCUGAGUGUGUCCCUGCUGGCACCCCUGAGCCUGACACUGUGCCUCAGCUCCGCCGCAGCAUUGUGGCACUAGCUCGGCAUGUGGGCCUUGGAGAUGCAGCUGAGGCUGAUGUUGCCAGCCUGCUGCAGGCCCAUGGGGAGCCCCCACCCCACAGCAUCCCCCAGGAUGCAAAGGAUGGGGACAUGAGUGGUUCUGGGCUGCCCUGGGAGACAGGGAAUGGCCUGGUCUCUAGAAAACAAGAGCCAGAUUUCACAGAGGCUGUGGUGGGUGCAGGCACUGAGGAAGCUGGUGUGGGUGCUCUGAGCCCUGAGCAUCUCGCCCAGGCUCUGUCUCACUUUGCUGCUGGUUUACAGGUCCUCAUAGAGAAUGAUCCAAACCGGGAGCGCAGCCUGCGGGUCUCCCGGGGUGUCCACUGUGCCCUUGCUCGCCUCCGGGAGCUACACCGGGAAAGGAGGCGACAGUCUCGGGCAGCUGCAUCCUCAGGAGGCCCUGUGGUGGUGGCAGCAAGGGAGUCGGCAGGAAGCCUGCCAUUGCUCCAAUGCUGGCCCAGUCUCAUCCCGAGGACCAGUGGUCUGGAGACCUGGCAGAGUCAGCCAAACUCUUCACAGAUGGAGCUCAGUUAUCUCUACCCCCCACAUGGGGCUCGAACUCACCACCCUGAGAUCAAGAGUUGCAUGCUCCUCCCACUGAGCCAGCCAUGUGCCCCACCAGUUUCCGGUUUAAAACAGCAUUUGCGGUAACCCAGGGGCUUCUCCAGGAGGAGAGAGGGUGUUGCUCACAGACAUGGACUGAGCCCACAUGGGAAGGAGAGCAGAUCAGCCAAGGAGCAUGCCCAGGGUCUCCUGCCAGGUGAGUGGGCCACACCCUGGCCCUCCCCACCCCUGACUGUCAUUCCUGGAGCUUCCUGAGAGACUGCAAAACCUGAGAACUCCUACAGUUGCCCUGUCCACAUGUACACAAGCUGGGCUCAACAGACUUUCUGUGAGUCACUGACAUGCUGGUAGCUCUUGGGAAUAGCCAGGAUGCUUCACUGUGAAACUCCAGUCACAAGUCAGUAGUGCAAAGCUCAACUGUGAGAGAUGCUGUUCCUGAAAGAAACUGGUCGGCCUUGUUGUGGAAGGCUACUAGGGAAAUGAGUUUCCCUACUGCCUCUAGGCCCCUUGCUUGAUUCCACAGUAGCCUGUCUGGGUCAUUUUACCAUGCCCAUGUAUAGUUGACCCUUAAAUAAAAUGGGCUUGGACUGCCUGAGUCCACUUAUACGUGGGUUUUAUUUUAUAUAUAGAGUAUACUUCAGUAAAUGUAUUUUCUUUGUGUUUUUAAUAACAUUUUUUCUAGCUUUAUUGUAAGAAUACAGUGUCUAAUACAUAUAAAAAAUAUGUGUUAAUUGACUGCUUAUGCUGUUGGUAAAACUUCCAGUCAACAGUAGUUAAUUAGUGAUCAAGUUUUUGGGGAGUCAGAAGUUAUAAGUGGAUUUUCAACUGCUUGGAGGGGGGUUGGUGCCCCAAACCUGUUUUUUGUUCAAAGGUUAGCUAUUCCCUCUAGCAAAACAAAACAACAACAGAACAAAAACCAUGCAUUUUGAUAUGCUUAAUUAUGUUGUUCACGGUCUCUGCAAGCUCAGAGCCAUGAAAUGUGUUUAUUCUAGCAGGACAGCUUUUUGUUUUCCUCCUUGGAUGCCUGGAAGCUCAGAGUUCAGUUUUAUGUACAGUUGUUGUAAAUUUUUGUACCCUGCUACAAUGUGCUGAGCGCCCCCCACCUCUCCCCCAUUACUUUCUGACUUCUGUGUUUGGUCUGACAUCAGUGUGUUAUGUAUUGUAUCACACUGGAUCCUUCAGGAGGUGGGUUGAAGUGGGUGAUUUGGAACAGUGUGCCCACUGGGAGGCAUUGUUGUAAAGUGGUAAUGGGUUUUCAGAAGCUUGCUCCAUUACUGAGGGUAAGUUAAUUUAGUCUAUGGGACCAGAGUUCAUCCAUUGCUCUGUGGCCAAAUGAAAGAGAUUUAUCAAUAGUCUUUAGCAGGUUUUAUCCAAACUUGUCUGCACUUCCCACUAGUAAAAUUUUCUUCCCAUUUUACAGAGGGUCAGGGCCAGGGUGGCAGUGGCACCGAAAUCAGCAGUCACAGGGUGGGAACACACUUAUUCUUUAGCUGUGUCUGGAGAGAGUGAUGCAGACAGAGCCUCCUCUACCAUUUCUGGGCUGAAGAUCUCUUUGAAGAGGCCACCCAGCACAAGCCAGUGCCCAUGCACCAAGUGGGACCACAAGGCUAUCAACCUGCAGGAUAAGCUUGAGGUGUUGUGGCUCUUUGAAGCCAGAGAGAAGCUCAGCAGAAUCAGGAAUGCGCUGGGGCUCUCCGCCUCCACCAUGGCUACCAUUCGUGACAACAAGGAGAAGAUCCGAGCCAGUUCCCAGGUGGCCACACUGCAGGUGGCCACCAAAUUGAUGCACAGCUGCAGCCUGGUGAUGGAGAAUAUAGAGUGGAAGCUAAGCGUGUGGAUCAAUGACCAGAAUGAGCUCAGUGUGCCCAUCAACAUCAUGCUUGUCCAGGAGAAGGCUUGCAGCCUGUUCGAGGACCUCAAGUGGGAGCAGGGUGCGGGUGCCCAAUUGGAGACCUUCGGGGUAGUUGUGGGUGGUUCGCGUGUUUUAAGGCAUGCCAAAGCCUGCAUGCCUUGGGGUGGGUGGUGAGGCUGGGGGCUGCGAGGCCAUGGGCACAACUGCUGCAGCUGUGUGCAGGUACCCUGCCCUGCUUCAGAGAGUGAUCCAGGAGGGUGGCUACACACCAUGGUAGGUGUUCAACGUGGAUGAGACUGGGCUUUUCUGGAAGCGACUGCCUGACAGGACGUUCCUUUCCCUGGAGGAGAAAUCAGCCCCUGGGUGCAAAGCUACCUGAGAUAUCCUGACGCUGCUACUCAGUGGCAGUGCGGCUGGCGAUCUCAUUGAAGUUGCUGCUGGUGUAUCCCUCAGAGAACUCUCACACCCUCAAGGGCUUCUCCAAGCCCAACCUGCCUGUGGUGUGGCGUUCACACAAGAAAGCCUGGGUGACCAUGAGCAUCUUCCAGGAGUGGUUUGUGCACUUCUUCUGCCCAGUUGUGGAGAGGUUCUGUGCCCAUCACUGCUUGUCUUGGACAGUGUCCCUGGCCACCCUGGGAACCUGGACAACCUCUCCAACCAUGUGUGUGUGGAGUACUUGCCCAAGAACACGACGGCCCUCAUCCAGCCCAAGAACCAGGGCAUUGUUGCCACCUUCAAGGCCUGCUGCUUAUGGAGGGUCUUCUGCCUGUUGGCGUUGAGGGUGGGAGGCAGGGACCACCAGUCUGUGGUCUUUGACUUCUGGCGAGUAUACAGCAUCCUUGAUGCUGUCUACAACAUCUCUGAGUCCUGGGAGGAGGUCCCACCAGCGACGCUGAGUAGGGGGUGGAGAAAGCUGUGGCCUCAGUGCGUCAAGCGGGAGGCCAGCAGGCUGCAUGUGGAAACUCUACUAUAGAUCUGGCAGGACAUCCUGGCACUGACACAUGUUGCAGGUUUCAGAGAGGUGGCAGAGGCAGAUGUGGUUGAGUUGCUUUAGAGCCCUGGGGCAGACCUGUCCAACGAGGAACUGAUUAGCAAUUGGAUGCUAAUUGUCACCCUGUCCUGUUCUCUGAAAUGAUGCUGUGCCCCAUCUGAUUGGUUGGGGAGAGAGAGGAGAGACUGGUGGGUGAGCUAGAGAGGUAGAAUACUCACCAUAUCUCCAAGCCCCCAGCAAGGGGCAUCCUCAUGGCUGCAGGUGUCCCUUGGCCAGAACUGGGUGCUAAUUCUUCCUUUCUUCUCGUCUCCUCCCCUGGUCUCUCUGCCUUGCACUCCUCUCUUUACCAGUUUCCAUUUGAUACCUGCCAUGCCCUUUUGACUUUCUUCUCCCUGUGGACAUGGCUCAUUCCAGACAGUGGUGGCAUUUGGAGAAAAGGCCGUGGAUCCCACAAGGGAAUGCUGGGGGCCACCCAUUGCUCUGCAGAAGGUGAUCUUUGGGGACGUGACCUGUUUGGGUAAGGAUGCGGAUUUUGGGGAGUGGGUUGGCCUUAUUGCUGGACAUACAGGCCCUCAGGUGAGUGGUCUGUCUCCAGCUAUGGGUUCCUGCUGCAGAAGGUCUUUACUCGAGACUACCUUCUUUCCACAGGAGUCGGGAGAUGGAGGGCUGCUCUAGAGGACUGGUUAUUGUUUAAAUUUGGCCUGAAGGUUUUGCUGUCAAGCCUAGAUGCCCACACAUCUCCCAUCUGCCUUCUGUACACACCUGUGCACACCUGGCGGGCAUAUGUCCAGACUGCAGCUCAUAUUACAUACAUGAAAUGAGUACUACCUGCUGGCUGGACCUAUCACACCUGAGCAGGAAAUUCUUCUAUCCCAAAACUUGGGCCAUCUUGGACACCCAGAGCUCUGGCUUCUCCUGGGAGUGGCUACUGUGGGUGUAUCUUGAGAUCCCAGGGUUGCCGGUCAGCUACUCCCAUUUGGGUGUCUGCACCACUCAAUGUAGAAUCAGAGUCAGAUGAACAACAACAACAACAACAACAACAACAACAACAACAACAAAAAUCAGAGUCAGAUGAAAGAUUGAUUUUAAACACCAUUUUUGGAUAUGUUAAUCAGAUAAGGGAAGAGUCACUUGCUGUUAGUUUGCCAUGGGGUGUGGGGCAUGUGGCCCAUUUCCAUUUAGGAGUCCAAGCCUGCUGGUCAGUGAGUGCCCAACUGCCCCGGCAGGGAGACCUGGCUGAGCGUUUUUGGUAAACUGUGCCUGCAUUACUUUCCACCUGGUAUUGCUCCCCACUGUUAUCACAGCUCCCAACUGCAUCCAGGGAGGAUCUUGGGUGUGAUGCCAAGCAGUGUUAUCAUUGUUUUGACCUUUUGCUGUCUAAAAAGAGAGAAGAUAAUUCCAUGUAUUUCACAAGUGACAAGUACAGUGAGAUCAUUGAACAAGUGAAACAUACCAAACUACAAAAGAGGAAGUCUACCCUCUUGUUCCGCUGCCUGAAGUGAUUUGUUAUCUGUAUUGGGAACGAGGAAAUGCCAGUUAUCCCCCUGUCAGAGGUAACAUGAGCUUUUGCUACUGUAUUAAAAACAAGAACAUGUAUGAUGUGCUACAUGAGGCCCAUGUUAGCAUUGGGCAUGGAGGGAAGCCUAGGAUGCUGGCAGAGCUAAAGAGAUAUAAGAAUGUGACACGGGAAGCCAUACUCCUAUACUUGAAGCUAUAUGCAAAUCCUGUCAGCAGGAGUUGCAUCCUCUGAAGAAAGGUAUGUUGAAGACUGAUGUUUGUGGAGACCAGGAGCCAGUGCCAGGUGGACCUUAUUGACAUGCAGCCGCAGGCCAACGGACAAUUCAAAUUCAUCAUGGUCUACCAGGGACACACAACCAAAUUUGUCCAGUUGAGGGCUCUGACCAGCAGUAGUGGUGCGGACGUGGCCAGAUGUCUGCCAGACAUCUUCUGCAUCUAUGGGGCCCCUGCUGUUCUCCAGUCUGGGAAUGGAAGAUACUUUGCAAAUGAGGUGAAUGGUGUAUUUAAAGGCACAUGGAGUGGCUUAACAAUUAUGACCAGAAAGCACCAUCUGAGCCAGAGCCCAGGCAGCCUAGAGAAGGGCCACCGACACAUGGAGAGCAUGCUUGUGCCUGGUUCACACAGAGGGGACCAGCACUUGGAUCCUGGGGCUGCACUUUGUCCAAGUGAUGAAGAACAGAAUGUUUUUUGUUGUUUUGUUUUAUUUUUCAUUUUUAAAGAUUUUAUUUUAAGUAAUGUGUAUACCCAAUGUGUGGCUUGAACCCACAACCCUGAGAUCAAGAGUCGCAUGUUCCACUGACUAAGCCACUAGGUGGCCCAAAGAACAGAUUGUUUACCUGGAGCAUCUGGAGCUCACCUUAUGAGGUGAUAUUUGUUUGUGACAUCAAAGUAGAUCUAUCAGUGUCCUCACUGUCCAGUGGAGCACUCAGCAGGCUGGAGACAGAAGAGGAUCUGGAGGAGCUGCUGCAGAGUGUAAGAAUAGAUACUCAGAGGUCUGAGAAUGAACACAGUGGCCUCACUGUCCCCUUGCUGGAGGUUCCAAGAGUGGUGUAUGCCCUCUGGGCUGUGGGGAAGCCCAUGUACGUGAAUCCUGCAUGACACAUGUGUACGUAUCUGUGGCAAAGACUCUGGGUUUUGGGAAUGUGGAGACUCAGGCGUCCAGGAGAGCCUUGUUGCUUCCCUCAAGACUCUGUCACUCCCAUUUAAGAAAGUGAAGUUGGACUCUGUCAAAGCACUUUCUGGUCCUGGUAUUGGCGACACUGGCAGAAUUUCCGUCCUGGAUUUAGACAGGGAAGGCUGAGUUCAGAAACAUCCUGUGUGUGAUCCUUUCCAUCAAAGAUGGGCAGUUUUAUUGAUUAGGCAACAAACUGGGAACGAUUGGGCAGUUUUUCAUGAGGAGACAGUUCACAAUGUUUUCAGAGGCUUCGGUUUCCAUCAAGGAGGUCUCACCUGAGGAAUGGUCCCUGAGGGAACUCUCAAGGGUCCUGUCUGUCACUGGCAGGCAGGGACACAGGCAGUGCGUAUGUAAAAGUCAAGUGUGCGACCAACAAAUGUCCCUGCAGAGCCUCCCAGUUUCCUCUGUUCCUCCAAGUGUCAUCUCAGUUUCUGCUGUAAUUAAUGACCAGAUGCUGAUGAAGUUCUCUGCAGCCCUCCUCUCUGUGAAUCAGAAACUUCUGACAUGAGGAACCUGGAACCUGAGCCUCUGCCUCGCUUUCUUUGCAUUGUUGUACUGAUCACCAAAUGGGCUUUAUCUGUGGUCAGGGGUUGGUUGACUUCAGUGUAAAUGUGUUCAAUAAAGAACUGUUUUUAUUUGACUGUGUA